Molecule: messenger RNA, 2294 nt
Organism: Nematolebias whitei (Rio pearlfish)
Lineage: Eukaryota; Metazoa; Chordata; Actinopteri; Cyprinodontiformes; Rivulidae
Gene: tmem184c
Product: transmembrane protein 184C
Exons: 10
Coding region: 587-1945 (452 amino acids)
Biological process (GO): transport
Molecular function (GO): transporter activity
Source: RefSeq, a predicted model, not a curated record
CAGGGUUUGGGGGUAAACAUUCCUGUUGCACCGUACUUGCACCGGUAUAUAGAAAUGGUGCGGACCCACAGCGUGACCAUUACUUAGUUCACCAAUCAGAAUGUGGGAGGAAGCGAAACCCGGAAAUAGAACUCUAAAGUAGUUAUUUUGUAGACAAGUUUUUCUCCCUGAAAAGGUUAGCAGACUUUUAAAAUAAUAUCCACAGUAAUCUUUAGAGUUGAUCGUAUGAAAGUGUGCAGUUCGGCCUGGUUGUGAUCUUCCCUUUCAACCUGGAAGCAUGGAUACAACCGGUCUGUUUACAUAAUGAAUCAGCUGACAGGAAGCUACACGUUACCCAUCCUGCGUUUCUAAAUUGAGUCACACGAGCAGGUAAAUAUCGACCAGCUGUGGUUUCAUGUCUUAAACGUAACUUUAACAAGAAAAAAAAACGCAAAAAAAAAAAAAAAAUAGUUAUAAUUUCCCCCACACCGAGCCCAGCAAAAAUGCUGCGAAGCUAACAGUGAACAAGUCAAAGUCCAGCAGUGUCGGUUGAGCAGCCUGUCACCGGAUCAGUGGCCCGUUUGAAAGGACCUUCUCUGAUGACAACAUGCCCUGCUCCUGUGAGAACUGGAGGAGGUGGAUUCGGCCACUGGUCGUCCUGUUGUACAUUUUGCUGCUAAUAGUCGUCCUGCCAUUAUGCAUCUGGGAAUUGCAGAAGUCAGGGGUUGGAACUCAUAAUAAAGCAUGGUUCAUUGCUGGAAUCUUUGUGUUCAUGACCAUACCUAUAUCAUUAUGGGGCAUUCUCCAGCAUUUGGUGCACUACACUCAACCAGAGCUCCAGAAACCUAUUAUCAGGAUAUUAUGGAUGGUGCCAAUCUACAGCUUGGACAGCUGGAUAGCACUGAAAUACCCCGGUAUAGCAAUUUAUGUGGACACUUGCAGAGAAUGCUACGAGGCGUAUGUCAUCUACAACUUCAUGACUUUCCUGCUCAAUUACCUGGAAAAUCAGUACCCUAGCUUGGUGAUGAUGCUGGAGGUCCAGGAGCAGCAGAAACACCUACCCCCUCUGUGCUGCUGCCCACCAUGGCCCAUGGGAGAGGUUUUACUCUUGAGAUGUAAACUGGGAGUGUUGCAGUACACAGUUGUAAGACCUGUCACAACAGUCAUUGCUUUAAUUUGUCAGCUGUGCGGAGUGUACGACGAAGGCAAUUUUAGUUCGGCCAAUGCUUGGACAUACCUGGUCAUCUUCAACAACAUGUCACAACUGUUUGCAAUGUACUGCUUGGUGCUGUUCUACCGUGCUCUGAGAGACGAGCUCAACCCCAUCAAACCGGUGGGAAAAUUCCUUUGUGUCAAAAUGGUGGUGUUUGUUUCUUUCUGGCAAGCUGUAUUAAUUGCUUUGCUGGUAAAAGUGGGGAUCAUUUCAGAGAAGCGUACUUGGGACUGGCAAAGUGUGGAGGCUGUAGCUACUGGCUUACAGGACUUCAUCAUAUGUGUGGAGAUGUUUCUCGCAGCCAUUGCUCAUCAUUUUAGCUUCACCUACAAACCUUACAUCCAGGAGGCAGAGGAGGUUUCUUGCUUUGACUCUUUUAUGGCAAUGUGGGAUAUCUCUGAUGUCAGAGCAGACAUUUCUGAACAAGUCCGCAAUGUCGGAAGAACAGUAAUGGGUCGUUCAAGGAAGUCCUACUUCAGUGAGGCUCAAAAUGAUGGUGAGAGGUCCGGCCUUCUCUCUUCGGCGUCGCAAGAUGCCAUCACUGAAGCUGCGUCCAACUUUGGGUCUCCAAGAGGCCAGUAUGAGGGUGUGGGCAGAACCCUCACACCACAUUCUUUGUCAGCACCUGCUGGGCUGGACUCAGCUGCGUGGGAUGAAGGUUUGACUUCCAAACCUGAAUCAACCCAAGAAUACGAAAGGACCAACAACCAAACUAAUGAACCAGAGGAGGCAGAUCUCAUUGUGAUCACUUAGCUUGGACUGGUGUCGCAAAUGGAUAUGGCUGGGCAGGUCCCAGUUAGAGCCUUGUGAAGUUGCCUCAGACAUUGCUGAUGUAAAUGAAACAAGGUGUACAAAAGGAUAUAUCAGCCCUAAAAACAUUAGCAGUUUUCCAAAAAGUGCUAAACUAAAAGGACUUUUGAUGUUGACCGCUUCGACUAUUCAGUGAAGUUAUGGCACUAAAUGACUUCAUAACAUUUAUUUAACCCCAUCUUAUGUUGUCCACGGGAAAUGUGGAGCUUAACAAGCUUUGCUAAAAUUGGUUGUAACUGGGAUACAAGUAUCGUAAUUUCCAGACUAUUGAGCACACCUGAAUAUAAGCCAC